AUGCGGAUGUGUCUGCUCCUCCCGAGCAUUGCCAUCUAUAAAUCUCUGGUCCUGCCUGCAGACGACCAAAUCAUCCACCAACUACAACAGCCUUCAAUCCCAACAGCCAGCGUCAAGAUGAAGUACAGCCUCGUCGCUCUGGCCAUUAUCGGCUCUGCCCUCGCCUUCCCCAUCCAAGAUGAGGGUGAGCACCCUACCGCGCUCUCUACCCACUCGACUACCCACCCGGCAGUCUGCACCUCGACCAAGGUGGUGACGGUUACCGAGACCAAGAAGGCCACGGAUCCCCAGUCUACUCAUGUGGUGACGGUUACCGAGACGAAGAAGGCCUCGGAUCCCCAGUCUACUCAUGUGGUGACUGUUACCGAGACGAAGAAGGCCACGGAUCCCCAGUCUACUCAUGUGGUGACGGUUACCGAGACGGAGAAGGCCGCGUCCACCUCGAAGGCCUCUUCGUCUACCCACAAGGCUUCGUCGACUAGCCAUGCCUCUUCGUCUACCCACAAGGCCUCGUCGACUACUCACCCGGUGACCUCCUCUCACUCGACUAGCCAUGCCUCUUCGUCCACCCACAAGGCCUCGUCGACUACUCACCCGGUGACCUCUCACUCGACUACCCACGCCUCUUCGUCCACCCACAAGGCCUCGUCGACUACACACCACCCUUCGUCCACUUCGGCCAAGCCUACGCCUUCCUCGGACGAAGACUGCGACGUCGAGCACAAGGGCGACAAUGGUGAGCACAAGGGCUGGUGCAAGAAGGCUCAGCACUCCGGAACCUAUAAGAAUGGCAAGAGCGACUAA
Penicillium alfredii is the source of this 804-nucleotide messenger RNA. RefSeq lists its product as uncharacterized. The transcript has a single exon. The coding region runs from base 1 to 804 and encodes 267 amino acids. NCBI's taxonomy places the organism in Eukaryota, Fungi, Ascomycota, Eurotiomycetes, Eurotiales, Aspergillaceae. The record is from RefSeq and is a predicted model, not a curated record.